Molecule: messenger RNA, 1753 nt
Organism: Syngnathus acus (greater pipefish)
Lineage: Eukaryota; Metazoa; Chordata; Actinopteri; Syngnathiformes; Syngnathidae
Gene: arfgap2
Product: ADP-ribosylation factor GTPase activating protein 2
Exons: 17
Coding region: 30-1715 (561 amino acids)
Biological process (GO): COPI coating of Golgi vesicle
Molecular function (GO): GTPase activator activity
Source: RefSeq, a predicted model, not a curated record
UAACUAUCGCUUCGUCCCGUUUGAGGCACAUGAUUUCCCGUAGUUACGUCAUCGUGUGGAAACUGUCGAGUGGCAAGAUGGCUACCGAACCAAACAAGAAUGAAAUUCUUACGAUUUUCAAACGACUGAGGUCUAUUCCUACCAACAAGGUGUGUUUUGAUUGCUCUGCAAAAAACCCUAGUUGGGCGAGCAUUUCAUAUGGCGUCUUCUUGUGCAUUGACUGCUCUGGAAUUCACCGUUCCCUCGGAGUGCACCUCAGCUUCAUCAGAUCCACCGAAUUAGAUUCCAAUUGGAACUGGUUUCAGCUUAGAUGUAUGCAGGUUGGAGGCAAUGCCAAUGCAACUGCAUUUUUCCGCCAGCAUGGCUGCACCACAAAUGACACCAAUGCCAAGUAUAACAGCCGAGCAUCACAAAUGUACAGGGAGAAGAUUCGACAGCAAGCAAACGCUGCACUCUCCAAGUAUGGAACAGAACUAUGGAUUGACUCGUCUGGGGGAAUCACUGCAGCAGCUCCUGAGAAAAAAGAACAAGACUUCUUUGCAGAACACACAGAGUCUCGUAAUGACUGGAGCAUGAAGCCAGCCUCAGAAUCAGAGCAGAAUGGAGCCACUGUUGUGCAGCUGAGGGAGACCAUGGCCAAAAGCCAAGAUGACAACCAGCCAGAGGAAGGACCGAGCAUCGAUGGUUUGAGCACAUCACCGAAAGUUACUCUGGAUUCCAUGCUAUUGUCACGAGAGCAAUGGAAAUCCAGAGGGGUAAAGCCAACCAUAAUUGGGAAGAAGCCAAUGACUGCCAAAAAAGGGCUGGGGGCAAAGAAGGGCCUCGGUGCCCAGAAGGUGAGCAGCAAGAGUUUUUCAGAGGUGGAGAAACAAGCUCAAGUGGCCGAGAAGAUACGGGAGGAGCAGGCAGCCGAGGCAAAAAAACAAGCAGAGGAGUCCAUUGUGGCUUCCAUGCGUUUGGCCUACAAAGAGCUGGAGAUCGACAGAAAGCUUGAGGAAAAGAAGCUGAACAACCUGGAGGGCAAGAAGCGGGAGCAAGCCGAGAGACUGGGCAUGGGCUUUGGGAACAGGAGUGCUGUGUCACAUUCAGUGAUGUCUGAGAUGCAGGUGAUUGAGCAGGAAACCCCAGUGGGAGCAAAGACUUCGACUCGUUCCAAACUUGAUAUGUUUGAGGAACCCGGUUUCACCUCUGGACCCCCUAAAUAUAAGGAUAACCCGUUCUUGGUGGGUGACAGUUUUGGAUCACGCUGGGAUACCGACGGAGGGACCGCUUCUUUUAGUACCUCGUGGGCUCUGGAGAAAGAAGAACCUAAAGAGGAAGUCACCAUCUCAAGUAUUCAGCCAAUUGGAGAGAGACUUCCCAGUCGAAGAAAAGCCGAGGUGUCCACCCCAGUGUCGGAGUCGAGUGAGGCCAGGCAGAAGUUUGCAAAUGCAAAGGCAAUCUCUUCAGACAUGUUCUUUGGUCGUGAAAGCAGUGCUGAGUAUGAAGCAAAGAGCCGACUGGAGGGCAUGUCUGGAAGCACGGCCAUCAGUUCAGCAGACCUGUUUGGAGAUGACAGUGACUAUAAAGGGCGCUCAUCGGGCUUUGACAGCGUCCUUCCUGCCGGUCCAGACAUCACCCAGUUCAAGCAAGGAGUGAAGACUGUAGCAGGCAAGAUGGCCGUCCUUGCCAACGGGGUCAUGAAUACCAUUCAGGAUCGCUAUGGUUCCUACUAAGCAGCCUGAAGAGACUGGCAGCUGGGGGCAGCAAGAAC